This is a messenger RNA of Amphimedon queenslandica, 2344 nucleotides long. RefSeq names its product TBC1 domain family member 23-like. Gene Ontology annotation, biological process: retrograde transport, endosome to Golgi. The transcript is spliced from 13 exons. The record is from RefSeq and is a predicted model, not a curated record. NCBI's taxonomy places the organism in Eukaryota, Metazoa, Porifera, Demospongiae, Haplosclerida, Niphatidae. Gene Ontology annotation, cellular component: trans-Golgi network. Bases 23 to 2215 code for a protein of 730 amino acids.
CCCUCACUUGUUGUGAAACACAAUGGACGACAAGACAGAAGAAUUGAGCGAUGAUUUCCUUAAAGAGAUCGAGGAGGUGCUUCAAGAAACGAGCAUAGAAGGAGAAGAAGGGGAACCCAAGGAGAAUGAAACCGCCACUGAAGCUACUGGAGCAGACACUAAUGGAAUACAAGAAGCUAAGAAUAUUUCUGAUCUGACAGUAUCAAUACAGUCUGCUCUUGCUAAGAAUGAGGACCUGGAGGUGUUACGUGAGCUGUGUUCGGCCGGUGUCCCUCCACUGGUCCGCGGUGACCUUUGGAGAGCAUUCCUUGGGGUCAACCGACGACCGGACGCCAUCGGAUCAUGGAACGGACCACUGGACUGUGAGAACCAGUCACUGAUUCAUCAAGACACUAUCAGUCAAGCAAUACGCUGUACCCAGUCAGAAGAGACCCAGGUUGGUCUGUCCACUACAAUGGAGGAGGUGAUCAGUUUUUACUCCAAGUCUCGUAAUGUGACCUAUACUACUGAGACAGGAUGGGCGGAGCUACUGUCUCCUUUAGCAUCUCUCGGUCUUUCAAAGAGUGACCUCUUUAAUUGUCUCUACGUGCUCCUGGCUAAAUUUAUACCAAGGGACUGUAGAGGAGGAGGGAGGCCGUUUGACUUGUUCAGAUUAUUAUUGUUAUAUCAUGACCCUAACUUAUGCUCCAUUCUUGACACAAGGAAACUGUAUCCACAUCUGUAUCUGCAGCCAUGGCUGAGGAGUAUAUUCUCCAGUCAGUGUUCGGUAGGUGUGGUACAUACCUUGUGGGAUCUUUAUCUAAUGGAGCGUGAUCCUUUCCUUGUCUUCUUUCUAGCACUGGUAAUGGUCAUUAAUGCAAAAGAGUUGAUACAGGAGACCCCAGUAGACACUCCAGUGGAUGAUCUGAACUCAAUGAUACUAACCUUACCUCAACAGCUGACAUCAGAAGACAUCACUGACCUCUUCUCUUUAGCUCAGUACUAUGCAGUUAGGACUCCACAGAGCUUUAGAAAAGAUUAUCAUAAUAUGUUAUUUGGUACCAGUAGGAGUGUCUCAUCAGUAAGUACAGGUGCUCUCUGUCUCCCUGUACAAAUGCAGGAGGUGAUUGACUCACUAACUAACGAGACUGCUGCUGGUAUUAAGUAUUUCAUUGUUGAUUGCCGUCCAUUGCAACACUUCAGUGCUGGACACAUCCAGGGGGCUAUGCACAUGGACACUGACCUGUUGUUACAUUCGCCUAAAGACUUCUCCACUGCGAUGGACAGGCUCUGUGAUCGUAUCAAACAAAAUGGCGGAGAGAACGGAGAGCACCUUUGCUUCCUUGGGUCAGGGAGAGAGCAAGAAGACCAGUAUAUGAAUAUGGUCUUGGCUAAGUUCCUUCAGCAAUCAGUUCCUUACAUCAGCAUAGCUAGGGGAGGCUUCCUAGAGAUGUUGAGGCUACUUGGAGCAAGAGCUGGUCAGUUGUUGGAGGACUUUGAUUCUGAGCUAUGUCAUCAGCUCUACGAGGACUCCAGGGCAUCAAGCAACCCAUCACCAUCACGCAGUGACUGCAACUCUGAUAGUGAUACUGAAGCUCAUCUUGGAUAUUAUUACAAGCAAAGACUCCAAGAGAAAAGUGCUCAGAUCUAUACAUCAUUAGCAGCUGGCUGGAGAGACAGGUCCCAAAGGCUCCGAGUGAGAAUGGGCGAGUUAUGGAAGUCACGACAAGUAGCGGCUUACAAGCAAAGACCUCUCGCUGGAGAAGAGAAGAAGAAAAAUGGUCGACGGUAUCACAACUUGCCAGAGAAUGUUUUUGUGAUUGCGGACGACGAAGAAGAGGAGGGAGAGAGAGAGGAAGUAGGCGGAGCUGAGAGUGAACUUGUUAAUAUUAGUCUAUAUUCAACUUCACCCGAAAUACUUCACUCAUUCCCUUGCACUGAAGUUACUGAUACUGGACACAUGGCUACAAGUCAUCUCCUCUUAACUAGUAAAGAUUUGAUAAUACUACGUGAAGCUCCAGACAGGGCUGGUUGGGGUCGUAUCAAACAUCGUGAGAACUUAUUAACAAUUUUAAAAAUCACCGCCAAAAAGCAUCACCCAGACAUUGUCACGUUUAAGUUCGGUCACCAUGACAACGGUGCGAUCGUCUUGACCCACCAGAUUAGAGUGAGACUACCUAACACUCGUAAAGCAACUGAAGCUAUUAGGAACACAGUGGAACAGGCAAACAAAUAAUAACAACAACAACAACAACAACAAUAACAAUAACAAUAAUAAUAUUGAUACAUGUACACGUGUACUUUAUGAUUUCAGUUUUAUUCAACUCUAGUCUGUACAGCGUCUGACAGUUUUUCUAAUUUUAAA